Trichoderma aggressivum f. europaeum is the source of this 834-nucleotide messenger RNA. RefSeq lists its product as uncharacterized. Gene Ontology annotation, biological process: mycotoxin biosynthetic process. The record is from RefSeq and is a predicted model, not a curated record. NCBI's taxonomy places the organism in Eukaryota, Fungi, Ascomycota, Sordariomycetes, Hypocreales, Hypocreaceae. The transcript has 4 exons. The coding region runs from base 1 to 834 and encodes 277 amino acids.
AUGGAAGAGAAGCCUAAGUAUUCCUCCCUUAGUGAUAGCGAUAGCCAUACAGAGGUCGAUGAGGAAUCAUGGCCGCUUGCCGGUGACGGAGAAGGAACGCACUAUCAACGAGAGAAGACAAAGUGGUACAAUAAGCCUUUGCCGUGGAUGAUUUCUACCGCCUGCUUAUUUGUUGUGGUAAUUGCCUUGGUGGCCAUAGAAUGGCACUCUAGAAAGGCUCUUGUUAGCACAAGAGACCUUUCCAUAUUUGAGUGGAAGGGAGCAAGAGAUGCGAUCAAGACACGAUACGUUAAGUUCAGCAGUGGACUGGUGUAUAAUGAAACUGGUGAUCUGGUAAGAACGCGUAAUGAAAAUGAGCUUGACUGGGUUGGCACGCCCACCGAAGAGAUGGACAAGGCAUGGGAAAGCAUCACAUCUCCUCAAGAUCUCUUUGCUACAAAAGACGAAGUUAAAGAUUUGGGACCAGAUGAAUAUCUGAUCCCUCAAUUUGGUCUUUAUGAGGUUGAGUUUGAAGUAUUCCACGACCUUCACUGCCUCAAUAUGCACCGAAAGAUGAUUUAUAUCGACCACUACCCUGAGAUGAAAAGCGACUCCCUGAUGACCCACAUCGACCACUGCAUCGAUACUAUAAGGCAAUCAAUGAUGUGCCAUGGCAAUCUCACACCAAUCCCCAUUAUAUGGUCGGAAAAUAAGCACAGGUUGAUGCCUGACUUUGAGAACCGCCACCUGUGCCGAGAUUUUCCCAUGCUGAAGAAGUGGGCAAAAACAAGGGAUGCCAAUGAGCCGGGCUUGAGAGACGAAAUUGCGAUGAGGUUGAAUGGAACGCACGCGUAA